AUGUCCAAACUCAACCACGCAAAGAUCAUCCUCCGCCGGUCCAGCGAGCGCGGGUACGCCGAGCACGGCGGCUGGUUGAAGACAUACCACACGUUCAGCUUCUCCGAUUACUUCGACCACCGGUUCCAGCAGUUCGGGUGUCUGCGCGUGCUCAACGAAGACCGCGUGUCAGCACGCAACGGCUUCCCGACGCAUCGCCACCGCGAUGCGGAGAUCUUCAGCUACGUGCUCAGCGGCGAGCUGACGCACCGCGACAGCAUGAUCCAGAAAGGCAAGGAAGGCGCCCAGGGCAAGGAUUUCUAUCGCAUGAAGCGCGGCGAUGUGCAGUUCACCACUGGUGGGAGUGGUUAG
Messenger RNA from Aspergillus nomiae NRRL 13137, 351 nucleotides. Its product is annotated as putative pirin domain protein. NCBI's taxonomy places the organism in Eukaryota, Fungi, Ascomycota, Eurotiomycetes, Eurotiales, Aspergillaceae. The transcript has a single exon. The coding region runs from base 1 to 351 and encodes 116 amino acids. The record is from RefSeq and is a predicted model, not a curated record.